Messenger RNA from Striga asiatica, 2140 nucleotides. The record is from the annotation of a GenBank genome assembly. Lineage: Eukaryota; Viridiplantae; Streptophyta; Magnoliopsida; Lamiales; Orobanchaceae.
CUAGUCAAUAUAACAACAAACUGAAGCAAAAAUACCUCAGCCAAGAAAAUGAAUGCUGCUACAUUCUUACUUUCCCUUUUAAGCAUAUUACUCUCUUUUGCUGAAUCUUUAGCCCAUGCAGAGACUCAUUACCAUGACUUCACUGUCGAACAAACAUCGAUAACGAGGCUCUGCUCGACUCGCAACAUAAUCACGGUAAACGGGCAGUUCCCGGGCCCCACAAUCGCAGUUCGAAACGGAGAUUCGUUGGUCAUUAAAGUCACCAACAAGGCUCCGUACAAUGUUACUCUCCACUGGCAUGGAAUACGUCAGAUGAGGACUCCGUGGGCCGAUGGGCCCGAAUACGUGACCCAAUGCCCCAUAAAGCCCGGCUCGACUUACACUUACCGUUUCAAGAUAGAGGAUCAAGAAGGCACGUUGUGGUGGCACGCGCACAGCAAAUGGCUAAGAGCCACGGUUUAUGGGGCGCUUGUUAUCUACCCCAAGUUUGGAGCUUCUUAUCCUUUCCCAGCUCCCAAAAUCGACGUGCCUCUUAUUCUUGGGGAAUGGUGGGACCGGAACAUUGUUGACGUUUUAAGGCAGGCGUUGUUACGGGUGCAGCUCCGAAUAUUUCAGAUGCAUACACGAUCAACGGUCAACCUGGCGAUCUUUACAGAUGCUCAAGCCAAGAAACUAACUAUCAAUACUAUUGAAUCCAAACACACAAACAACAAAAAAACCGCAGGCACGGUGAAAAUCCGAGUCAACUCGGGCGACAAAAUCCUCCUCCGAGUCAUCAACGCCGCACUCAACCAACAACUCUUCUUCUCAGUCGCCAGCCACCGCCUCACCGUCGUAUCCACCGACGCAUCCUACACCAAGCCCUCGAAUUCCGACUUCAUCAUGUUGGGCCCCGGCCAAACAACCGACGUUCUCCUCACGGCCGACCAAACCCCCGCCCUCUACUACUUAGCCGCCCGAGCCUACGCCUCCGCCCCAAACGUCCCCUUCGACAACACAACCACAACCGCCAUCCUCGAAUACUCGGGCGCGGGCACCAUGACCCGUCAACCCGUUUUCCCCCGUCUCCCCGCUUUCAACGACACGUCCUCCGCCACAUCAUUCACGACAAGUCUCCGGGGCGCCGCCACGUCAUCGACCCAGGUCGUCGUCCCGACCCGGGUCGACGAGAGCCUCGUCUUCACCGUGGGUUUAGGGCUCGUGAACUGCACUCCGCCCGGCGGGCCCACGUGCAUGGGCCCGAAUGGGACUCGGUUCGCGGCCAGCAUGAACAACGUCUCGUUCGUGCUCCCGAACACGACUUCCCUUCUGCAGGCCUAUUAUUAUCACUACGGACGAACUCCCGGGCAGGGGAGGGUCUUCACGACAGAUUUUCCGGGCAGGCUGCCAUUGGCUUUUGACUACACGGGGAAGAAUAAUAAUGUGAGUCGGGGGCUUUGGCAGCCGAGUUUCGGGACGAGGCUGUACAGGCUGGAGUACGGGUCGAGCGUGCAGGUCGUGCUGCAGGGCACCUCAAUUUUCGCGGUCGAGGACCACCCCAUACACCUCCACGGCUACCAUUUUUUCGUAGUUGGGCAAGGGUUCGGGAAUUUCGACCCGGAAAGGGAUACGGGUGGGUUUAAUUUGGAGGACCCUCCGGUUCGAAACACGAUCGAUGUCCCGGUUGGCGGGUGGGCCGUGAUUCGGUUCGUGGCGGAUAAUCCAGGGGUUUGGUUGUUCCAUUGCCAUAUAGAUUCACAUUUGAGUUGGGGAUUGGGAAUGGCAUUCUUGGUUGAGAAUGGAAAAGGGGAAUCGGAGUCCAUCGAGCCACCUCCGGAAGACCUACCACAGUGCUAAUGAUCUUUUACUACAUUGUUAGCUGCAAAUGAUCAGCAGCCAUGUUGAGGAUUUUUAUGAUCAGUUCAUGUUCUGUUUGGUGUCUUGAUUGUCUAAGAUCUAUGUUCAGUCAAUUGUAUCAGUUAUGAUUUUGUAACUGCACUUGGAAGUAUGAGAACUGUUGAGAAUUGUUUUUGUAUCAUCUUGCUAUGUUUGUUUGGGUUUGUCCAUUUGUACUCUCUUCUUCCUUUCCCAUCUUUUUUUGCUUUUUGUGUACUGUUGUUUUUAUGAUGAGUCAAGACUCGAGACAUAAGAAACAGACAAA